GUGUCAUAGUAUGUAAAGUGCUUUGUGUUCAAAAGUUAGUAGUUUUUCUCCUAUUACUGGAAACAUAAUCGUGUCAGUCUUCAAACUUAAAUUGUGACGAGGGUAUUUAAUUUGGUUAAUGGUAGACACUCAUAGGGCUUAUCAUUUUUUGUUAAACAGUUUUAUUUUAAUUUAUAGAUGUUUGCCAGGACUAAAUAUAGCUGAUGAAAUAUCUGACCUUUUCUUCUCAAGAAGCUGGUUUAAUUGAUUUAUUUUCCCUAUAAGUGAGAAGUCAGAAACUAUCAAAGUUUCCCAUAAUAAAAAGUAAUGGUUUGAGUAUUCAAGGACAAUAGCCAUCUGACUUUGGUUAUUCAAUAUGCAGAACAGACAAGGAUAUUGCAGCUAUUGCUGUGUGCACUAUAAUAACCUGGAACAGCAUAUAUCCAGUGAUCAGCACAGAUACUUGACCACACAGAGUAGACAAUGGAUGGGUACAACUAGUUUGAUGGAACGUUUCUUGCAGGAUGUACUGAGGCACCACCCAUAUCAUUAUCAAGAAAGCAGAUCAGUGCAAAAUGAGAGACUUCAUAUGACUACUGUGUCACCUUCUGGAGUGGUUCCGAAUGACGAUUUUGUUCCUGAAGUAAUGACUGAGGAUGCUACUGGAGUCAGAGAAGAGAUGUCUUCCAAGGCUUUUGAACCUAUUGAAGAGCUGUAUUCUAGACCUAGUAAAUCUCAGGAAUAUAUACAGAGUGUUUCAAUUCGACCAUCAGUUAUUCAAAAACUGGAGAAAGGACAGCAGCAGCCCUUGGAGUUCAUUAAUAAAAUUGGGAGCCGUAUGAAAGAAUUUAAUCCAGUUGGUAUUGGUCAUGCUACAAAUAAUAGACAAAACGUAAUAUAUUCAUCAGUGGUUUCUAAUGCUCCUGUUAGUUGUUUACCUGAAAGUUCUCAUGAAAGACCAGUUACAACUAAUGCUACUACUGGGUUACCACUAGCAUCCCAUUUGGAUUCAGUUAACAAGUGUGACCCAAACAAAGUUGACAAAUACUUUAAACAGCUAGACAGGGGCUCUAGAAACCCUAUGCUACCACCCCAUCCAGAAACUUCUUCAGUAACUUAUCAGAAACCUAAAGAAUCAAACAACAAAUCUUUAAGUAUAGAUUCAGAUAAAUUGGUUAUACAGGAAGGUGUAAAAUCUCAGGGUAAAACUUUGUCAACUGGCUCUAAAGUCCAUGAAUUUGUGGGUGCUGAAGGCUCCUUAAAAUUGGAAUCUCUUUCCAGAUUUACAGUAAACCCAGCAGUCAACCUGAAUAAAACUGACAUGCCUUCUAAUAAAGGAAUCUUUGAAGAUGGCAUUCCAAAGCACCCUGAGAAAUUCUUUCCUAAUAUGGAUCAUACCCAAGAAGGAAAGCAUUUGGUCUUUAACAAGUCAGCCUCUUUGGAACAGAAGAUCUCAGUGAGUUCUGAAAUGAAGUUUGCUGGUGGCUAUCUUCAGUCAGCAUCUGAUCACCAUGAAGAGGCUGUGCCAGACCUUUGGAAGGAGGAGCAAAUUGACCAAGAAGAUAAGAACUGUGAAUCAAGAGGUUCUGAAAUGAGUUUUGAUGGCAGUUCCUCUUUUUAUUCACUGACGGACCAAUCUAAAGUGACUGCCAAAGAAAUAAACCUCUUAAAGGAAGUACAUGCUGAUUUGCAGUAUAAGAACAAUAAAUCUUGUGUUUCUGAAAUAAGCUCUGAUUGUGAUGGCUCCCUUCAGUUGACUUCCAACCAAACUCAAGUAAUUGUUAAAGAUGUAAGUGUUCAGAAGGCAAUGCAUAUUAGGCUGGUUGAUGAAAGCUAUGAAUCUAGUGAUUCUGAGAUGAAUUUUGAUUGUGAUGCCUCACUUCAGUCAACUGAUAACUACCCCCAACAGCCUGAAAAAGAAGUAAACCUUCCCAAGGGGGGACACGUUGGCUUGGUUGAUAUGAACUAUGGAUCUAGUAGCUCUGAAAUAAGUGCUGAUUCUGUUUUCUCACUUCAGUCAGUGGUUGGCCAAUUCCCAGUGGCUGUCACAGAAACAAAACUUUGGAAGAAGGUUCACAUUAGCUUGGUUGAUAAGAACUAUGGAUCGAGUUGUUCUGAAACAAGUUUCGAUUGUGAUGUUUCUCUUCAGUCAGUAGUUGACCACCCUCAACUGGCUGUCAAAGAAAGAAACCUGGAGGAUAGGCUUGUCUAUCUGAAAGAUAAGAAUUGUAAGCCUAGUAGUGCUAAAGCACAUCUUGAUUGUGAUGUCUCUCUUCAGACCAUGACUGAUGAACCUCAGAGGGCUGUUGAAGAAAUCUAUCUUCUGAAAGAGAAGAAUGACGUUGUGGAUAUGAACUGUGGGUCUCAUGGUCCUGAGAUGAAUUUUCAUCUGAUGAAAACAGAUGCUAAGUUAGUGCCUGACCAAUCCCAAGUGGCAGUUAAAGAAGUAAACGCUCAGGAAGUAGCUCUUGACCCGGAGAAUAAGAGUGUUAAAUCUAGCAUUUCUGAUCUAAGUUUUGAUUCUCAUGCUUCUCUUUAUCGAUCAGCUAAUGAUCAACCUCAAGGGGCUUGUGGUGAAAUAAAUCUGAAAGCGUUAAAUGUUGAUAUGGAAGUUAAGAGCUAUGGGUGCUCCAGUUCUGAGUUGAGUUUUGAUUCCGAUCCUCCUCUUAUGUCAGUUACUGAGUAUACUGAGCUGGAUGUUGAAGAAAUAAGAAAGAAGCACAUUAACCUGGAAGAUGAGAGCUUUGAGUCAAUUAGCUCCAAAAUAACUUUUGAUUCUGAUAUUCCUCUUCACUCAGUAGCUGACCAAUCUCAAAUAGCCAUUUAUGAGGAAGAGUCUAUUGAUCUGGGAAAUAAGAGUAAUGAAUCUUGUGUUUCUGAAAUAACUUUUGAUUCUGAUAUACCUCUUCAUUCAGGGAUUUAUCAACCUGAAGUAGCUGCUAAAGAAACAUUCAUUCAGAAAGAAGAGUAUAUACACUUAGGAGGGAAGGAUGAUGAACCCACCAGUUCUGAAAUAAGUUUGGAUUCUUAUAUCCCUUUUCACUCAGUGGUUAACCAUCCAGAAGAAGCUGUUAAAAAGCUAAAUCCUCAAAAAGAAGAGUGGGCACCCUUAGAAAAUAAGGAAAAUGAACCUUGUGGUUCUGAAUUAAGUUUUGAUUAUGAUGUUUUUCGUUCAAUGACUGGAUGUUCUGAAGAUGCCAUUAAAGAAAGAAACCUUCUGAAAGAGGAGAUUAUAUACUUAGAAAGUAAGGGUAAUGUACCUGUUGUUUCUGAAAGCAGUAUGAAGUCUGAUAUUUCUUUUCAUUUAGUGACUGAUCAUCCUGACAUAGCUAUUAAAGAAAUAAACCAAAAAGAAGAACAUGUAAAUUUAGCAGAUAAGCGUAAUGAGUUAAGUGCUUUUGAAACAAGUUUGGAUUCCGAUAUCCCUCUUCAGUCAGUGAUUCACAAACCUGAAGUAGUUGUUAAAGAACUAUGGCUUCAAAAAGAAAAGCAUGCUAAGUUAAAAGGUAAAAGUGCUAAAUUUAGUGGUUCUGAAAUAAAUUUAGAUUCUGAUUAUUCAAUGACUGAACCUCAAAUAGCUGUUAGAGAAAUAGAUGUUCAGAAAGAAGAACAUGUUGUUCUAGAGAACAGGAGUAAUAAAUAUAGUGGUUCUGAAAUAAUUUUGGACUCUGAUGUCCCUCUUCAGUCAAUGAAUGAAAAACCUCAAAUAAGCAUUUUAAAGGAGGACAAUGUUGACCCAGAAGAUGAAAGUACUGGACCUAGAGGUUUUGAAAAAAAUUUGGGUACUGAUACCCCUCUUCAUUCAGUCAUUGACCAACCUCGACUAGCCCUUUUGAAGGAAAAACAUGUGGAACUGGAAGAUACAAACAAUGAAUCUAGUGAUGGUAAAAUAGCUUUUCAUUCUGAUGACCCUCUUCAGCCAUUGACUGAACAAUUUCAGGAAGUGGUUGAAAAAACGAACCUGUGGAAAGAAGAGGAUAUGGGCCAGAAGAAUAAGGUUGAUGAACCUAAUGCUUCUAAAUUAAUACAUAAUUCUGAUGUUUCUCUUCUGUCUGUGUCUGAUCAACCUGAAGUAGCUAUUAAACAAAUAAACCUCAAGAAUGAAGGUCAUGUGUACUUGGAAGAUAUGAACAGCCAAUAUAGUGGUUCUGAAAUGAGUUUGAAUUCUGAUCUCUUGGUUCAGUCAAUAGUUGAUCAUCCUCAGAUAACUAUUUUGGAGCAGGAGCAUACUGAGCUAGAGGAUAAGCACAAUCAAUCUUGUGGUUCUGAAAUAAGUUUUGAUUCUGCUGAACCCCUUCAGUCAGUGGCCAACCAGCUUAGAGAAACUGUUAAAGAAGUAAGCCUUUGGAAGGAUGAAGUUGACAUGGAAGAUAAGAGAGAUGAAUCUAAGUGUUUUGAAAUUGUGUAUGAUUCUGAUGUCCUUUUUCAGCCAGUGGCUGGCCAAACUAAAGCUGUUAAGGAGAUCAACCUUUGGGAAGAGGAUGUUGACUUGGAAGAUAAGGUUGUCAAACCUAGUGAUUCAAAAAUAAAUUUUGUUUCUGAUGAACCUCUUCAGUCUGUGGCUAAUGAAAUUCAAGAGGAUAUUACAGAAAUAAAUCUUCUGAGGGAGGGACAUGUUUGUCUGGGUACUAAGAGCUAUGAACCCAAUGAUUCUGAAGUCAUUUAUGUUUCAAAUGCCCAUCUCCAAUCAGUGGUUGAGCAACCACACAUAUUGGAAGAGCAACAAGCCAGUUUGGAAGAUAAGAGCAGUGAUCCUUGUGGUCCUGAAAUAAGUUUUGUUUCUGAUGAUCCCCUUCAGUUAGUGACUGGACAGCUUCAGAAAGCUGUUGAAGAAAUAGGUAUUUGGGAGGAAGACCAUGUUUACCUGGAAGAUAAGAGAUAUAAACUAGGUGAUUUUGAAGUAAGUUAUGAUUCUGAUGUUGACUUCAUAGCUGGGCAUUCUCCUGUGGCUGUCAAAGAAAUAAACUUGCAAGAGAAGGAUCAUGACCUUCAUGAGAACUGUGAACUUAGUGUUUCUGAAAUAAAAUGUGAUUCUGGUGUUCAUCUUCACUUAGCAGUUGACCAACCUCAAGUGGUUUGCAAAGAAGUAAACCUUCAGAUGGAAAAGCAUCUUGGCAUGGAAGAAAGAGUCAGUGAACCUAGUGAUUCUGAAAUAAUGUGUGAUUCUGAUGUUCCUCUUCAAAUAGUGAUAAACGAACUUCAAGUGUCAGACAAAGAAACAAAUCUUCAGAAGAUGCUAUUUGUGGACCUGAUGACAAGUGAUAAUGAUUGUGAAAUGGUUUCAGAUUCUGAUGUCCCUUUUCAGCCAGUGAUUGACUCACCUCAGAUGACUGUCAAUGAAAUCAGCUGUAUAAAUGCAGAAAGUUUUGUUCCAGAGGAUGAGAACUGUGACUCUUGUGAUUCUGAACUAGGAUAUGUUUGUGAAGCCUCUCCUGAAUCAGUGACAAACCAUUCCAAAAAGACCUUUAAAGUAGUAAACCAGAAGCAAGACUAUAUUAUUCUGGAAGAGACAAGCUGUGAGCCUUAUAUUUCUGAACUAAAUAUUCAAAUUGAUGCCUCUCAUCAGUCCAUGACUUCCCAGUCACAAGAGCCUGGGAAAAAAAAAGCCAAAUAUGUUGACCAUGAAGAUAAGAGCUGUCAAUCUAAUCAUCCUAAAAUAAAUUUUGAACAGGAGGCAACUUCUCAGCCAGUGACUCAGCAACGCCAGAAGGCUAACAAAGGAGUCAACCUUUGGAAAGAUGUAGAAAAUAUUGGCCUAAAAGAUAACUGUGAAUCUAGUGUUUCUGCAAUUUAUUGUAAUGAGUCUCCUGAGUUGGUGAUUCAUCAAAUGACUGAUAAAGAAAACCUUUUGAAGUUAAAACAUACCGAUCUAGAAAGUAUGAGCUGUGAACCUUGUGGUUCUGGGAUGAAUUUUCAAUGUGAUCCCUCUUUUCAGUCUGACAAUGACCAGCCUCAAGAAGCUGUUAAUAAAAUAGACCUAUUUGAGAAGAUGUCUUUUGACCUGAAAGAAACAAACCAUAAUUCCCAUUCAGGCUCUGUUCCCAUGGUUGAUUCUAUACGGAACCUGGAAAAAGCAAAGGAAGUCAUAGAAGAUGAUCCUGAUGAACCUGUUCUUGAAGGCUUGCCUCAUGUUCCUCCUUCAUUUGUGGGGAAAACAUGGUCUCAGAUAAUGAGAGGAGGUGAUGUGAAAAUUAAUGCUCUAGUGAAGGAAUUUAAGAAAGGUCAUUUCCACUGUUACUUUGAUGAUGACUGUGAGACCAGGAAAAUUAAAAAAAAAAAAUCGAAUGAAGGAAAAAAGAUUACCUGGACUGACCUCAAUCAGGACACUACAUCAAUUCAAGUUCUUUCGGAUUGUGAUGAUAAUGCAGGUGGUAUUUCAGAUAUUGAUGACUUUUCAGUGGCCUUAGAUAAACCUAGCCAUUAUCCUUCAGCAAAGAAGCAUUUUGAACAAACAUGCCAAGUGGCUUCUCCAUGCCAGGCUAUAAAAGUCAGCCAUGGAACUCAAACCAAUCUCGCAAGUCACCCAGGGACAAAAAGAAGAACUGGACAAGAGAAAGACUCUCCAGUAAGGAAACGUUUACUUUUACAGAAUGACAGAAAAACAAGAAAGAAAGUAAAAAUUGGAAAAGUUGAAUUUCCUGAAUCAUGUAUUACAGUUUUGAAGCCUUUGCAACCAAAUGCCUUAAUUUAUGUUCUUUCUUCAAAUAUUAAGCUGAAGAAAGGUGAAUCCAACAACUUCUCUAAAAGGAGGCACAGUAGUAGAAAUAAUUGGGAUCUUAGCAUACAGUACAAAUUUAACCAGAGUUCCUUUAAUUGUUAUGACCCACUGAAUAAGCAGCUUGUAACUGAUCCUUCUUUGAACGUAGAAGUACCAGGGCCUGACAGGAAUAACUGUGUGGAAAUUCAUUUUAGCCACCUAAAUUCUAAUGCAGGAGAUGAUGAUACUUAUGUACAAAGCUCUGCUUCAGCACCUUUUAUGACAGUGUCAGUAGGACAUGAAUUAAUGUCACAUCAGGAGGCCAGUGAAUCUGUGUUUCUGGAAAAAUCCAAGAUUUUGAAUUCUAGUGAAGUUUCAAAAGAAAGUAAUUUCCAGUCAACUCUUUUAAAUCAUGAUGUUGCCAAAAUUUCUCUGAAAUCAAUUAGAAAUAGGUUUUUGGAAAGUAAAAGGAAAAUUCAGAGACGGAAGGUGACAACUAAUAAUAAGCCAGGUUUUCCCAAAGAAGGUUGUAGACCAGUUAUUCCCCAACAAAAAACCAGAAUUGCUUCAGAAAAACGGUCGAUUUGGAUUCAGACCAAACUAAGUGAUAUAAUUAAAAAGUAUAUUCCAAAAUACUCUGUUUUUUUGCGUCACAAAUAUCGGUCCAGGAGCACUUUUGUUAGGAUGCGUCUUAUGAAGAAAAAAUCUGAUGUCAGUAGGUUAAAGCAGGCAAAGAGACCAGCUAAAAUUCUUUCAAAUGCCUCGUUUCCAUCAGCUGGAGCUGAAGAGCAGUCAAGAGCUAUAGCAAGCUCUUCUCCCAAGCAACCUGUGCGGGGCUCUUCUGCCAUUGCAGGAAGUAAAAAGAAUGGUAAUAAAAAACGCCCUAGAAGACAACGAAGAAAGCCUUCUAGACCUGUUAGAACAUAUGCUUUGAGAAGUUCGUAUUCUGGUAUACCAUAUUCUGAUAGAAUGAGGACUCGGCUCUCUAACAAAUUGUGAGGUAAUGAGGUAAACUAGAGGUGUUUCUAUUAAGGGCUAGUUGAGGAUUCAGUACUUCAAUUGAAAAUAUAUUUGGUACCUAGUGUACAUAGCUUUCCUAACUUUGGUGAAAAAAAUGCACCUUCAACUAUUUUGCUAUAGACUUAUUUUUCAGAACUUUUAUAUUAAUUUAAAGUUAGCGUUUAGUGUCCUUUUUUUUAAAAUUAAAAAACUUCCUUUGUCCAUUUGCUGUGGAAGAGCUUCAUCUAAAUUUAUAUCACAAAAUUUAGUGCAGUAUAUACAACUUUCUCCCUCAAAUCAUUUCCCUCUUAUUUACUUUUUAUGAUUGUGUCUCUCAUGUCAGCAGGUUAUAUUAUUGCAAGA
Kogia breviceps (pygmy sperm whale) is the source of this 8038-nucleotide messenger RNA. RefSeq names its product zinc finger DBF-type containing 2 (gene ZDBF2). Gene Ontology annotation, molecular function: nucleic acid binding; zinc ion binding. The record is from RefSeq and is a predicted model, not a curated record. Gene Ontology annotation, biological process: genomic imprinting; epigenetic programming of gene expression. NCBI's taxonomy places the organism in Eukaryota, Metazoa, Chordata, Mammalia, Artiodactyla, Physeteridae.